CUCAACUCGCUCCAUAUCUCGCUCCGCGAAACACAUCGUUUCCGUUUUCCCUUCGGCGAUGGCGGAAGAACCCCAAACCUAUCGCUCUCAUCCCCAUCCGACACCUCCAACCACGAAUAGCGCUGUGACACCUCAGGUACCUGGUAUUUCUGGCUUCCAGGUGUCUCCACUCGUUUUGCCUGGAAUGCUUCCUAUCCAAAAUCCAGAUUACAAUGAACAUGGAUCAGGAAUUUAUGCUAUACCAUAUCUUCCAUACACGAGGCCAAUGGCUGGGUUUUCUCCUAAUACUCUCAUUCCAUUAAAGUAUAACAUACCAACGAGGCCAAGUUCUGGAGGAGCUAGUGAUGAGCAUGGGCAGGAAGCAAGGCAUCAACAUGGCCCUCAAAGACAAGUAGCAGUAAGGAGAUUCCACUUUGCAUUUCAGCUUGACUUGGGUCUGAUCAUCAAGUUGGCGGCGAUGGUCUUUCUUCUCAGUCAGGAUGGAUCACCACAAAAGCUCGUUCUCCUUAUUUUCUUUGCAUCAUUGGUUUAUCUAUAUCAAACUGGUGCUCUUGCUCCUUUUAUACAAUGGCUUCAGCAAGCAGGAGCUCCUCGAUUGCAAGCUCCUAUACGGCUACAGAAUGGUCCUCCUGUUGGUCGUGAUGGUCAGAAUAAUCCUCAACCUGUUGAAAAUCAUGGUGUUGACGAUCAGAAUCGGAACCAACCAGCCGAAAACCAGGAGCAACCAGAUACCAAUGACAAUAAUCCAGAACGUGAAGGACAUGGAAACAAUUUUUGGGGAGUGGUGAAAGAGAUUCAAUUGUUUGUUGUUGGGUUCUUGACUUCUCUUCUUCCUGGCUUCCAUAACAACAAUUAAGUUAUUUCCAUGAGUGUUUUCCAAACAAUCAAUAGGUUGUGAUUAUUUAGGUCUGAACAUGAGCAAAAAGGGUAACUGGGAAGGUUAAAGUCUGUUCCUGCCAUUACCUUUAGGUUUCUUCGAAUUCAAGUGGAUUCUUAUGUCAUGUGGAAAGUUUGAUUUUGAUUUUAAGCGAUACUGUGUAUGAUAUCGGUU
Molecule: messenger RNA, 1051 nt
Organism: Musa acuminata subsp. malaccensis (wild Malaysian banana)
Lineage: Eukaryota; Viridiplantae; Streptophyta; Magnoliopsida; Zingiberales; Musaceae
Source: RefSeq, a predicted model, not a curated record